GCAACGUUGCGUUCUCAAGGGACCCAGAUGAAGAUUUCUGUUCAUGGUGUAGUUAAGGAGCCGGACAUUAUCUUAAUGUCCGACGCCACAAAAAAAGACAGUGAGGCACUUAUUGUCCAGGCGGAGGUGCAGUUUGAUUACAAGCUGGAAGACGCGAAACAGAUGGUUUCUGCAAAUCUCACAAAUCUCCACAUGCAAGCCUCACAGUUUCCUGAUGUAAAGAAGACAUCUUACAAGGUUUUGAAUCCUUGUUCGCUGACUUUCGAGUACUUAACGCCCGCUUCUAGCGAAGGUGGUCAGGACAUUACUAUUUCAUUGGAAGAGAUGGUGUUCGAAUUCUCUCCUGGGCUGCUUACCACUCUCAGCAAUGUUGUUGCAGCUUUAACAGGGCAACAAAAGGUUUGUUUGUCCCUUACUGACACCUUAAAGUCUUAACAUUACAUU
This is a messenger RNA of Orbicella faveolata, 444 nucleotides long. RefSeq names its product intermembrane lipid transfer protein VPS13C-like. Gene Ontology annotation, biological process: protein targeting to vacuole; protein retention in Golgi apparatus. The record is from RefSeq and is a predicted model, not a curated record. Lineage: Eukaryota; Metazoa; Cnidaria; Anthozoa; Scleractinia; Merulinidae.